Aspergillus ibericus CBS 121593 is the source of this 1089-nucleotide messenger RNA. Its product is annotated as bZIP transcription factor. Gene Ontology annotation, biological process: regulation of transcription by RNA polymerase II. Lineage: Eukaryota; Fungi; Ascomycota; Eurotiomycetes; Eurotiales; Aspergillaceae. The transcript has 3 exons. Gene Ontology annotation, molecular function: DNA-binding transcription activator activity, RNA polymerase II-specific; RNA polymerase II transcription regulatory region sequence-specific DNA binding. Gene Ontology annotation, cellular component: nucleus. The coding region runs from base 160 to 960 and encodes 266 amino acids. The record is from RefSeq and is a predicted model, not a curated record.
UUGCUACAAGUCACCCAAUCUGCACCCUGCGAAAUUCCUCCCAAUCUCCACCAAGCAGUCUGGGGGCAACACCGGUUACGAAAAAUAAAAAUACCAAAAACGAACCUAAUUUAGAGGGUGAGGACCGGAUUCCCUCUAAAUACCUCCUCCACAGCCAAUAUGUCAGAUGAGCACCUCGCUCGUCAGACAGCCUCAAGCUUCGAUAGGCUCGAAAACUUCAACUUUCUUCUCUCUCGACACGAUCCUAACCUGGCGAAGAGUCGGCAUUAUUCCUUUGACGCAGAUUCCACCGGCCUGGCGGCCUUUUCGAAUCUGAACAUGGAAUACGACCAGACGGAAGGGAUGGGCGGCCUCUCGGUCAGUUCCUAUGAUAGCAUCGAGGACGAACGCAGCCCGAUCGAUGUGCGAGGAUACCCGUAUCAUGAUCAAAUGCUGUCCUACUCAGCUCAUUCCAUCUAUCCACCUAUCUCAUAUGGCCCCCCUGAUGAUCUGGGGCCCGGGGGUGCUAUGACACCCUCGGAUGUCUCCUCAUCCAUAUCACCCCCCAACGGCCACAUCAACCACAGCAAGUACAGCACGCAAAUUCCUGGCGACCACCUUGCCUCCGCCCUGGGCCAGGAAGAGUCCGUCCGCCGUGCUGCCGAAGAAGACCGGCGCCGCCGGAACACGGCAGCCAGCGCCCGGUUUCGCAUGAAGAAGAAACAACGCGAACAGACUCUCGAACGUACCGUGCGCGAGACGACUGAAAAGAACGCCACCCUCGAGGCGCGCGUGGCACAACUCGAAAUGGAGAACCGAUGGCUGAAGAACCUCUUGACCGAGAAACAUGAAGCCAGCAGUACCCGGCUGGUUCCUCCCCCGAGUGACAGCACAGCCUUGGUGUCCCCAGGCACCAACGCUACCGGGCCCGGGCAAAAACAUAUCCAGCCAAAAAAGAAGGGCGUGGGCACCGACAACUGAAGACCAAAGAAAGAAGUACAUUUUCUUUUGAAGUUUUCUUCUCGCGUUCUUGUUCGUCGUUAUCCGUUCGACAUUUACCUGGGCGAUGUCAUGGGUUUGUUUGCGGGCUCAUUAUUUGGAUGGCCCUUC